Molecule: messenger RNA, 3936 nt
Organism: Strongyloides ratti
Lineage: Eukaryota; Metazoa; Nematoda; Chromadorea; Rhabditida; Strongyloididae
Product: Rab3 GTPase-activating protein non-catalytic subunit
Exons: 5
Coding region: 1-3936 (1311 amino acids)
Biological process (GO): regulation of GTPase activity
Source: RefSeq, a predicted model, not a curated record
AUGAGUUGUAAUGAAGUUUUUAUAGCUCAGUUAACUGAAAAUCAGAUUGGAAGAAUUAAUAAUUUUUUAUAUAAUGAUACUAUAUUACAAAAGAAAAAAAAAAAGAAGAGUGAAUUAGAUGUAAAUGUUACAAGUAUAUUAGAUGAUAAAGAAAAUUCCGAAGAUGAAAAUUGGGAAGAUAAUCACUUUAUUGAAAAUGAUGAAAAAGGAAAUGAAGAAUUAAAAGAUAAAUGGAUUAAAAAUACUCUUAUAGGAGUUUCAUUGAAUAGUGAAUACAUAGUAUUAGUAAACUUUAGAAAAUUUGUUGUUUUAGAAAAAAAAGGAAAUCAAAUGAAUAUAAUUGUUGAAAAAGAUGUAUCAGAAUAUUUAGAUAAUCAAAAUAAAGAUUUUAUACGAUGUGUUUAUGUAUUACCUAUAUCAGGUAAAGGAAAAAUUGAUGCUGGGCAUGUUAAUUGGACUUGUAUUAUUUUGGGUUUAUCUACGGGUCAUGCAUUAUUUUUUACUGAAACUGGUGUUAUUAUUUUUAAAGAACAUAUUUCUCAUUUUGCAAUUAAAAGAAUAGAUUUUGACAAUUCUACAUUACCUGGUAAUCAAGAAUUAUCAUUUUUAUGUAAAAAUAGAUUAGUUGUUUUUGAAGGAAAAGGUUUAUUAACAACAUUAAUUUCAGCACGUUCUAAAAUAGCUAAAAAUGAAAUGAAUGUUAAUGAUAUUUCAAUGAGUCUUGAUAUUCCAUGUCAUGUUUUAUAUUUAGAAAAUGGAUUACAAUCUGAAGAUUUUCAAAUUACUAGACCAUAUAGACCUCCAUUAUUUGAUCGUCUGGUAGAAGGUUCAUUUUCAGAUGAUGGAGAAAAUGCUAUUAUUAGUUCAAAACCAAUACCAGUAUAUUCAACAUAUAUUACAACAGGAGGAAAUGGAUGGGCUGUUUUUAAUUGGUGGGAUAAAGAUUCAGGAAGAGAUUUAAUUACAGAAGGUAUACAUAAUGUAAAAAAAAUAGUUACAGAAGGUGUAGCAUCAUAUAUUCCUAGUUUUGGGAUUCGUUCAUUUUUUGGUUUGACAUCAUCUCAAACAAAAGAUGUUGUUAAAAAAGAUCUACCAUCUUCGAUUCCUUAUUCUCAUGCUCCUGCAAAAUGUAUAUUAAAAGAUGAAGGUCGUAAAGGAGAACGUAUUUUUAAAGCUCCAGAACCAUGGGAUUUUGCUUUGAUAUGUGAUUCAAUAGCAAGAAUUUCAUUAGUUUGUACCAGAACAAACAUAAUUUUAAAAAUGUGGAAAGGAUAUCGUGAUGCAAAAUGUGCCUUCUAUGAAACAUAUGGUGUAAUGGAUUUAGAUAAUAAGAAAUGUAAAACAAAAACAUUAUUUGUUAUAUUUUAUUUACCUAGAAGGGCUAUUAUUGAAAUAUGGUCUUUAAGAACUGGUAAACGUGUAGGAGCAUUUCAUGCAGAUAAAAAUGGUAGAUUACUUCUGGUUCAAAAUCAAAUUUUGGGUUGUCGUAAUGAUUUACGUUCUUUUAAUAAAAAUUUAUCAUUUAUUUAUAUUAAACCAAAUGGAAUGUUGGUUACAUAUUCAAUACCAUUUUCAUUGUCAUUAUGUCAUGAAUUAGAUGCUUCUACUCAUGAUAAAAAUUUAAUAUGUGAAAUAAGAAAGUCACUUAAAUUAAAAGAUAACGAAAAAUGGUUUGAAUUGAUAAAAAAAUUACAAUAUGUAGAAAAUAUAUAUAAAGAAUACCUUGAAUAUAUUUAUAAUGAGAAUUUAACAUUAACAUCAAAAAUUGAUAUUACCAAAAAACUUUUAAAAGAAAUCAAAGAUGAAAAUAAAAAACAUAAAAUAAGUGUUAUUAUGGAGUAUUUAAAAAUAUAUGAAUAUUUUUUAAAAGUACAAGAUGAAAAUAACACUAAUGAAGAUGUUGAAAUGAUAAAUUUUAAUCUUACACAGGAUUUGGUUAAUGAUGCUUUAUUAGUAUUAAAUAUUUCUAGUAAUAAAAUAUCUAAAAAUGGAAAGAAUGUUAUUAUUUUAAUGGAAUUUUUAAAAGUUAUUGAAUUACAAGAUCAAUUAUUAUUAGAUAAAUUUAAAAAUUUUCAAUCAUAUCUUUCUUUUGGUGAUUUAAUUUUUAAUCCAGUAUUAAAAGGAAUUAUUUCAAUAGAUGAUUUUAUUAAUCAAAUAUCUAAACUUCCUUUCGAUUAUUUUUAUAUUAUGAAACUAUUUACAAUUUAUUUUUUAUCAAAUAAUAAUGACAUAAAUUAUAUGAAAAUUUUUAAUUUUGGAAAAUCAAUGAUGAAAAUGUUUUUAAAUAAUAUAUCUUUUCAUGAAAAAUCUUCUAUAAUGUCAUUUAUAAAUGGAAAAGUUUUAGAGACAAAUAAUGUUAGGAAUGCUUUAAUGUUAACAAUGAUUUUAUUUUCAAUUAGUCAAGAAAAUGAAAAUAAUGAAGAAAAUAUUAAUGUACUUAGUGGUUGGGAAGACAUUGAUAUGCAAACUGAAGCUUUAUUUCUUACUGUUCAACAUUUAUUAAUAUUAACAUUUAUUUCAACUUUACCAUAUUCACCAGAAGUAUCAUUAGAAAAAGUUUAUCAAAAAAAAUAUUCAUUUUAUCGAGAAACUUUGGGGAUGUGGCUUUGUCAAUUUUAUGAUAGUCAAUCUAUAUUAUUAUCAUUACUUACAUCACCUGAAGAAUUAAUAACUCAUUGUCAUGUAAAUGAAUUGUACACAUUACCAUCUAAUCUUCGUUAUAAUUCAUUAUCAUUAAAAGACAUAGAUCAAAAUUGUUGGUUACCAUCAUUAAGAAAUAUUUUAAAAUAUUUUCCUUUAAAAUUUUUAUUUGCUGAUGUUUCUUGGGAAUGUAUUUCAUUAUGGAAUAAAUCAAAAUUUAAAAAUAUUUCAAAAUUAAAUAGUUGUAUUAAUUCUUUAAGAAUAUUACAACCAUAUCCAACUAUUCAACAUGGAUUAUGUCUUAUGAUAUGGGAUACAUUUUUACAAAGUCCUUUUAAAGCUUUGUAUGAUUUAUUAAAUACAUCCGGUGAUUUACCAACAGAUAGAGAACUUAAAAAAUUUAUUGGUAUAGGUGAGACAGAAAUAAUUGAAUUUGUAGAUUGUAUUAUUGGUUUAUUUAAAUGUUGGAUGAAAGCAUUAAAUGUUAUUGAAAGUGCUAGUUCUGUAAAAAUAUGUUAUGAAGAUUUUUUUACAAGAUUUUUUGAUUUUGGAAAAAAUACUGAUAAUAAUAUAAUUAAAGAUACAUUAAUUGAAAUAUCAAUCAAAAAACAACCCGUUAAUUAUCAUCUUAUUUUACAUCAUUAUCAUUUAUCUACUGUUAUUAGUUUACAACUUUCAUUAUCAUUACCUACUAGACCAAGAUUUUUAUUUGAUCAAAUAGGUAAUAGAGCUUUUUUUCAAUCAUUACAUUCACAUCCUUUAAUUACAAUAUCUGAUGUUGAUGAACAAUGUACAAAAAGAAGACAAGAAUUUAUGGAAAAAGCUAUUGAAAAUUUUGCAUUAGAAGAUGAUUGUUAUGCACUUAAUUAUUGGAAUACUAUUUUAGAAAUAUCAUGUAGUUGGAAUUUAAAUAUUGAUGCAUUAAGAAUAAAGGAAAUUUUUUUAUUUUACCGUCAUUCUAUGGAUUUACGUGGUGAGAAGGCAAUGUCUUGUUUAGUCAAACAUGAUCUAUUAAUUCCUUCUUUAAUUCCAAUAAUUGCUUUUCGUAUUCGUUGUUUAUUAGAAAGAAAUUCUGAAAUUAGAUCAAUCUUAAAAAAUCAAAUAAUAUCACUUGACACAGCAUUAUCAUAUAUUGAAGUAUUAGAAUUUGAUGAAGCUGAGAUAAAAGAUUAUAAACCUGAAGAUUUGAUACGUUUAAUAAGUCGGUUAUUAAAUAUAAUUGAAACAGAAAAUAUAAAGAAUGAUUCUACUAAAUAUUUGCUUAAAAGUUUUCUAGAAAUUGUUUCAAAAUUUUAA